ACCUCACACUAGAGCUGUCCAGAAAGCUCGUUCGACAUGACUUUGUUUGAGACAGUGCUGGGCUGGUUCGACUUGGUUUGAAAGAGCUCGGCUUGGUUAGUAUAUAUUUUAUUUUCACCCAGUUACUCCCAUUCUUCAUAACUAUUUCUUUCUCUUUAGCAUGAUUCAGUGUCGUCAAUUCAGAACAACCCACUAUGGAUUUUCCAUUCUCAAUGCUCUACUGCAACUGUCAUCGUAUCAUAAACCUAGUUUCUGCCCUACUACAAAGUGGAAAAACCCAUAUGAAAAUUCAAACCAUAACCCAAUUCAUUGUUAUGGAAAUAAUUUGGAUGGGGUAAAGUCAUCCAACAGGAUGAUCACCGAAUACAUCCGUCAAGGCGAUCUUAAUUCAGCAUAUAAUGUGUUUAAAAACAUGUCAAUUAGGACUACUAUUACGUACAAUUCACUGUUAACAGGAUAUACCAAAGCAGCAGGAAGAGUUCAAGAUGCCCGCCAACUGUUUGAUAAAAUUCCUGAACCAGAUAUUGUGUCUUAUAACACAAUGUUGAAUUGUUACAUGCGUAACUGCGGGAUCAAGGCUGCCCAGGCUUUUUUUGACCAAAUGUUGGUUAGAGAUACGGCGUCUUGGAACACGAUGCUAUCGGGUUUAUGUCAAAAUGGGAUGAUGGAUGAUGCACGUCAACUGUUUGAUGAAAUGCCUGAGAGAAAUAAUGUGUCGUGGAAUGUUAUGAUUUCGGGGUAUGCUGCUACGGGUGAUUUAGUGGUUGCUGAAAAGUUGUUUAGGAAUGCUCCUGUUAAAUGUGUGGUUGCGUGGACUGCUAUGGUUACGGGUUACAUGAAGUCUAGAAAGGUUGAUUUGGCGGAGAAGAUGUUUGACGAAAUGCCUGAGAGAAAUCUUGUGACGUGGAAUACGAUGGUGUCGGGUUAUGUGGAAAAUGGACGAGCGGAUGAUGGUUUGAAACUUUUUAGAACAAUGGUUGAAACCGGGGUUAAGCCCAAUUCAUCGACCAUAAGCAGUGUUUUACUGGGUUGUAGUAAUCUUUCUUCGCUAAAACUAGGUAAGCAAGUGCACCAAUUCAUAAAUAAAUCUCCACUUUCUUUACACACCAUGGUGAAUACGUCUUUAAUCAGUAUGUACAGCAAGUGCGGUGACUUGGAGACCGCAUGGAAGUUGUUUCGUGAAACUUUACAUAAAGAUAUCGUCACAUGGAACGCUAUGAUUUCAGGAUUUGCUCAACAUGGUGAAGGCGAAAAAGCUCUUUUGUUAUUCGAUACUAUGAAAAAAGAGAGAGUUAAACCCGACUGGAUCACUUUCAUAGGAGUUUUAUCAGCUUGCAACCACGCUGGAUUGGUCGAUCGCGGGAUUCAAUACUUUGAUUUGAUGCAGAGCGACUACAAAAUCGAACCCAAACCCGAUCACUACACUUGUAUGGUUGACCUUCUUGGUCGAGCCGGUAAGCUUGUCGAGGCUUUAAAUUUAAUAAAAGCUAUGCCUUUUAAGCCCCACCCGGCUAUAUUCGGGACCCUUUUAGGUGCUUGUAGGGUCCACAAGAAUUUAGAGCUAGCUGAAUACGCAGCUAGAAAUUUGCUUGAGUGUGACCCGUCAAGUGCGGCUGGUUACGUUCAACUCGCUAACGUCUACGCAGCCAUGAGGAAAUGGGACGGUGUAUCUAAAGUUAGAAGAUCAAUGAAAGAGAAUAAAGUCGUUAAAUAUCCGGGGUAUAGUUGGAUUGAAACAAUGAAUCGUGUGCAUGAGUUUCGAUCAGGUGAUAGAAUCCACCCUGAACUGGCGUUGAUUCAUGAAAAACUGAACGAAUUGGAGACGAAGAUGAAAGUGGCUGGGUAUAUUCCUGUUCUUGAAUUUGCGUUACAUGAUGUCGGUGAUCACCAAAAGGAGAAGUUGUUGUUAUGGCAUAGUGAGAAACUGGCGAUUGCAUAUGGUUUGAUUAAAAUGCCACGAGGGGUUCCGAUUAGGGUUUUCAAGAACUUAAGGGUGUGUGGGGAUUGCCAUGAGGCCACAAAGUUUAUAUCUGCGAUAGAGAAAAGGGAAAUCAUUGUGAGAGAUAAUUCGCGGUUUCAUCAUUUUAAGGAAGGGAAAUGCUCUUGUGGCGAUUAUUGGUGACCUUGAGGUCCAUAACUGCAGCGAGAUGUUCAUAUACAACUAAGACAAAUGAACCGUCCAAACCGAAACAAGUCGUCUGGUUUGAGAUCCAAAUGGUUUGGUUUUCAGACCCGAACCAUACCAUCUACUCUGGACAUAUUUCGACCAGUUGUCUUUUAAACUAAUUCUAUGGUUUGACAUGCGUUGACCCGUUAGAGACAAAAUAUAACCCAUAUUAGCAAAUGGGUCGAAGUAUACUUUGAAGAACCUAAUUUGACCCUAAAGGUCAACUCAAGAUAAAAUCAAGCCAUUUUCCAAGUGUCCUCUUUUUUAUAAAGACAUGACUUUCUGGAUCAGUUAUUCAUUCACUGAAAACAAUCUUUGCGAAAUUGUCUGAGGUGUUGCCGAGGAGUAAAGGUUGUGCAUACCGCUUAAAGUCAUGUACCAGUUUUGUUGGUACAUGACCUCAACUUUUCCAUAGAUACAUUGACCCCUGCUUGUAAUAAUUGGUACAUGACCUCAACUUUUCCAUAAAAGAUGAAGACUUUAGAGAGAGAAAGUAGAGAGAGAGAGCAACAAAGAAAAAGGGCUCCGAUGGGUUCCGGCCGCCGGUGAUGGCAGAGCCAUGAUGCCUUUAGACGGAGCUACAACAGCGGUGGUCUAGGUGGUGUCGGGUUGGACAAAUAAACAACAGUGGUGGUGCUAGGGUUUGACAAAGGAUGAUGGUGGUGGUGUUAGGUAAGAGGCGGUGGUUCAGUUGACAACUGUGACGACCACAACGGACCCUGAUUGCAAUAACAGUGACCGCGGCAUUUUGAAGGUUUAGGAUUCCGGCAAGGCUUCAGUUAAUUCCUACGAGUUUUGCGGUAAGCUUCCUUUCGCUUGCAUGUUUUAUUUUUGUUUAGAUCGGCUCCUAACGAAUAUGAUUUGGUGAAACUUGUGAUAAGUGUUAUUUUCUUGCUCCUCAACGAGAAGCAUCUUCUGGCAUUCUACUAAAUAGUUUACUAAUGAAGGAUAGGUCCAGCUUCAGCCUCCAUUUAGAAACGGAAUUUAGCAAAAGAUAAAUUAUUUAGGAUAAGGUUAAGGUUUUAGCCUUUUUGUUAAGUGAAAGGGGCCUUUCAAAUACUGGUUAACUAUCAUGUUUUACUUCAUGAAGUUGCUGUUGAAAAGUUGUUGAGAGAAAGACCAACGAAGAUUGUAAAUUUUUGUUAAAAGAGGUGGCAAAAUGGGUGGCUUGAAUAGCCGAUCAAAAGAGUAUGCUGGUUUGUUUGUUUUUUAUUUGUUAGUACUUUGUAAGCAUAUACACUAAUACACAUACAAAAAAAAGUAGAUUGGAGUUGUAUUCUUAUUAGGUUGUAAAAAUAGUUUUACCUUGGAAGGUAAUUUUUAUGAGACUAGGUUUGACUUCUGAGAUGAAAAAGAUUAAAUACCGUGUGUUAGCAGCUCUAAGAGGAUAGAAUAGAACGUGGAGAUUGGAUUGCAUGAGGGGACUGUGGAAACAAGAUCAAAAGCUAUUGAUGAUAGCUAUGUUGGUUGUUGAUGGGAGUCAAAGACUUGGUUAACUCAGUCAACCAAGUUGACUCGGUCAACACAGUAAGUCGGGUGAAAACCCUCUCAAACGAUAGGAAGCUAGAUAGGUAGUGAGAGUGAUAACCGGUUUAUUUCGAUGAUUUUCAUGAUUGUAUAUCAUUAUUUUGAAGGAUAAAGAGAAUUAAAAAAUUGUGUAUUGAAUUCGAGUUUGGGCUAUAUUCAUGGUUCUUAAUAUGUUGAUUGUACACUAAAGCUUCUUUUGGAAGCUUUAUAUUUCAUACAAAGAGAAGAGAGAGACAUGAGAGAUAGAGAUGCAGAUUCGUUUGAGAGAGAGAAACGGUGGAAGGACCAACGUUUACGGUGGUUACUAGGCGGCGCACGACGGCGCUUUUCACUUAUGACGCUACACGACUGACACUCAAAGAAUCAUCGACGAGGAGUGUAUUUCGGUGAAGUAUGACGAGUCUCCGGCGAAGAUCCGGUAAGUCUUCUAUUCUGUUGCAUGUUACAGUUUCAGUUACAUCGGUUCUUGAUGUGUCGUUUGAGACUAUUCUCGGUGAUAAAUAAUUCCGACAAGAAUCCGGUCAAGUUCCGACCAAGCUCCGGUGAACGAAACUCGACCUGCAUCUCUUCUUUAUUUUUCUAUGUGCAUAUGUAGUCAUACGUUUAGUUAUGUUGAUUAUAAAUGUUUGGGAAUUAGGUCAAGUUGUUGUUGUCUUGGGUUGAAAUUUGUUGAUCAAAGUCAAAAUAGUUCUGAUUUGGUUGCAAAGAUGAAGAAUACAGAGCUCAACUUGUGAGUAAUGUUAGACACGACCAAAGAAGUAUAAAUAGAUUAGAGUCAAGCAUUAGUGGAGUGGAAAGAAGUAGAGAGGGUACAAGUAAGAGAUACAGAUUCCAUGGUAGUGGCUGAUGGAUACAGGAGUCGUUGUAAAGAUAAAACUAAGUUCCCUGAAUCUGGCACAAGAGUGUAUGCAGAGGAUCGCUAAAGAAUUAGAGUGCAAUGAAGCUUCACGAGACGGGGAUUUGGCACGAGAGGGUAUGCGAAGGAUCGCUAUAGAAUUGGAGUGCAAUGAAGCUUCACGAUACGGGGAUUUGUUGCUACAAGGCGUUCGAUUUGCUUUUCGGGUUCAUUAGUAUUUUUGUCUAGAUAGUUUGGCAGUGGAAAAUACAUCAGCUCAAGGGGACACGCGUCAUUAAUCCUCAUCGUAUGAGAAACCUAAACCAUCUUUCUCACAAAUUCUGGGUAGAGGGAGAGAUCGAGAGAAAGAGAAUCCGACCACACUCCGGCGGCCGGUGGUAUCAAUGACGACGGUGACGAUAGGGGUAAACGGAAAUGAAGAUGAUCGUCUUUUGAGAUUUAGGUUGUACGGUUGUUUUGUAAUAAAGUUGUCAUUGUCGUGGCUCUGGUGGUGUUUCGCAGCAUGUAAAGCGACUGCCGGUGGCGGAGACGACCUACUGCAGUCGAACAUUUGAUGAACAUGAAGUUCACUUGCAUUGCAUCAUUAAAGACGGAUAAACGCCACCAGUGGUACUGCCUCCGACUUGCUCCUUUUUAAAAAAAACUCCCGAUGAAGUACUUGGCAAUGAGACUUGUAUUCUUAGAGUUCAUCUACACGGUGAUGGUUGCAAACACAAAGUGAAGAAACUUCUUCAAAGAAUUGACGGCAUUCUCUCUUUCAGCUGUUCCUUUCAUUAAAAAAAGAAAAGAAAGUAUGUCUUUGACCUUUGAAGUCAAAGAAUACUUUUUGGUUUCAAAAUUGAAUGUAAUUAUUGGAAAGAAAAAAAUGGUACAUGUACAAGUAGGUGUUGAAUAUGGUACAAAAGGGAAGAAGUUCUUGGUGUAGGUAUGGGUGGGAUAUGAAGGUCAAGAUUUGUCGGGUUUGACUACACAUGUUCAAGAUUUGUGACGAUGAUGAAUCUUUAAGUUCGGUUAGCUUAAUGAACUAGAGCAGGUAGUUUCAUUCAUGUGUAUAAAUGUGAUAGCAAGUUUUGUAUCGUUAAUGUGGGCAUAAUAGAAGAAUAUUAGUUUGCUUUA
Molecule: messenger RNA, 5666 nt
Organism: Helianthus annuus (common sunflower)
Lineage: Eukaryota; Viridiplantae; Streptophyta; Magnoliopsida; Asterales; Asteraceae
Product: pentatricopeptide repeat-containing protein At4g16835, mitochondrial
Exons: 7
Coding region: 161-2122 (653 amino acids)
Biological process (GO): RNA modification
Molecular function (GO): protein binding; zinc ion binding; RNA binding
Source: RefSeq, a predicted model, not a curated record